This is a messenger RNA of Oncorhynchus masou masou (cherry salmon), 3935 nucleotides long. RefSeq names its product DNA excision repair protein ERCC-5-like. NCBI's taxonomy places the organism in Eukaryota, Metazoa, Chordata, Actinopteri, Salmoniformes, Salmonidae. Gene Ontology annotation, molecular function: DNA endonuclease activity; single-stranded DNA binding. Gene Ontology annotation, biological process: nucleotide-excision repair. Gene Ontology annotation, cellular component: nucleus. The record is from RefSeq and is a predicted model, not a curated record.
UCAGGAUCAUCUGCCCAGCCUGUCUGCUGUGAGGAGAGAGGAGGACAUGUUCAUGCUGCCUGCCCUGCCAGCCCAGGAGGAGGAGAGAGAGAGGAGCAGCUCAGAGGAGCAGGAGGAGCAGGAGGAGGAGGACAGCGGUCACAUCUACCAGGGGGAUUUCUAUGAAGACUCUAACUCUGUGGACAUCAACUCUGAGGAGUUUUCUGCCAUGCCUCCUGAGGUGAAACAUGAGAUCCUUAAAGACAUGAAGGAAUUCAGCAAGAGACGACGCACCAUGUACCACACCCCCCCUGAGCGGUCAGGGGACUUCUCCCAGUACCAGCUAGCAGGGCUGCUGCAGAGGAACAAGCUGAACGUGCGUCUGGAGGGGGUGGAGAGAGAGAUGUCCAACCGUAGUGCUGGGAACGCCCCGGGGGUGGAGCUAUACAACCAGGGGGAGGGGCACAGCGUGGAGACACGACGCCUCCUCUCAGAAGACUCCACCCACUACAUCCUCAUCAAAGGUCCGAAGAAGACCAACAACAGUGAGAGGGUGCCAGACAUCCAGCCUGCGGCCUCUCCCUGGUUGGGUGGUCCCCUGUCAGGGAGGGUUAGGACGGGGGGAGGGGAGAGACCUGAGCCCCUUUGGAGACCCAUCUCAGAGGAGGAGAGCCUGGAGGAGGGCCCCUCAUCAUCGUCUAAACGUCCCCAGGACCCGAGCCCGAGCCUGGGGAAUACAGCACCCAUCUCCCCCCGGACACUGAAGGCCAUCCAGGCUGCCAUGGAUGGCAGCUUCUCAGAGGAGGAGGAGGAGGAUAGCUCUUGGGGUAGGGGAGGGAGUAGGGCUGAGGAGGAGGAGGGGGGUGGCAGUGUGUCUCCUCGUACCCUCCUGGCCAUUCAGCGAGCCACGGGAGAAGAGUUGGACGUAGGCCCGUCCCCAUAUGCCACCAUGAUUGGCAGUUCUCCUGUUAAACCCCACCCUCCCAGUCCCCAGCGUCCUGCGAACCGACUGUUUGUCAUCAGCAGCUCAGAGGAGGAGACUGAAGGGAAGGACACGCCCCCGAGGACAUCUCUGACCAAUGAGGACAGGCUUGGGGUGGAGAAGGGGGAUGAGCAACAGUCGCCCCUCCCCCUUCGCCUCCCCAUUCCUCCUGCGGACAGGGUGCUCCUCAGCAUGGAGGAGGAAACCGUCAGCAGGAGGAGCAGGGAGGAGGUGGAGCAAGCCAUCGACAACAGGAACAGAGCUUUCCACUCUGCAGUGGGUCAGGGGGACAGUUUGGGUCAGGCUCUCUGUGUUAUUCCCCCAUCAGGCCUUGGUCUAAACAGAGAGGAGGAGACUGGGAGGAGCAGCCUAGUGACUGGGCCUUUACCUCCCUCGCAGGAGGAGAGGAAGGGACAGAACACCGGGGAGGAGAGGAAUGGACAGAACACCGGGGAGGAGAGGAAUGGACAGAACACCGGGGAGGAGAGGAAUGGACAGAACACCGGGGAGGAGAGGAAUGGACAGAACACCGGGGAGGAGAGGAAUGGACAGAACACCGGGGAGGAGAGGAAUGGACAGAACACCGGGGAGGAGAGGAAUGGACAGAACACCGGGGAGGAGAGGAAUGGACACCGGGGAGGAGAGGAAUGGACAGAACACCAGGGAGGAGAGGAAUGGACAGAACACCGGGGAGGAGAGGAAUGGACAGAACACCAGGGAGGAGAGGAAUGGACAGAAACCGGGGAGGAGAGGAAUGGACAGAACACCAGGGAGGAGAGGAAUGGACAGAACACCAGGGAGGAGAGGAAUGGACAGAACACCAGGGAGGAGAGGAAGGGACAGAUUGUGAAGAUGGAGGACAGUGAUUCAGAGAGCUUCAUUGACGUGUCUGAGGGGGAGGAGCUAAAGGAGGAGGAGACAGAUGAUUCGCUGAUAGAGGUUGAGGGCGGUGCUCCAGCUAAGGCACAGGAAGACGUGGCCAAGAAGGAGGAGGAGGAGGUUUUAAGUAGCAGAGCUAACCCUCUGGAAGAGAGGGAGGAGGACGAGGAGCCCCAGCCUCCCACAGAGCCCAGCCCAGAUCCUCCUGCCCCAGCUUCUGUUCCUCUACCCAACGAGUGGGAAGACAUCAACGUGGAUGAGCUGGUGGCGCUAGAGAGCAGUCUUGGAGAGCAGCAGUCCAGGCUGAGGGAACAGAAGCAGCAACAGGAACGCAUCGCUGCCACCGUUACCGGACAGAUGUGUCUGGAGAGCCAGGAGCUGCUGAGGUUGUUUGGCGUACCCUUCCUGGUGGCUCCCGGUGAGGCCGAGGCCCAGUGUGCAGCCCUGGACCGGACCGACCAGACCCACGGAACAAUCACCGAUGACAGCGACGUCUGGCUGUUCGGGGGACGACACGUCUACAAGAACUUCUUCAGCCAGAACAAAUACCUAGAAUACUACCAGUAUGUAGACCUACAGAACCAACUGGGUGUGGACCGUACCAAGCUGAUUAACCUGGCCUACCUGCUGGGUAGUGACUAUACGGAGGGAGUCCCGGGGGUGGGCUAUGUGACGGGCAUGGAGAUACUCAACGAGUUCCCAGGACCUGGUACGGAACCAGUCAGCAUGUUCAGUGAGUGGUGGUCCUUGGCCCAGGAGCAGCAACGUCUGACCUCUGACCCCCGUGACUCCAAGGUCAAGAGGAAACUGAGAGGGCUUCGGCUGCGGCCGGGCUUCCCCAACCCUGCCGUGGCAACUGCCUACCUGCAGCCCAGCGUCGACCUAUCAGAAAGCUCCUUCAGCUGGGGCCGCCCACACCUCGACCUCCUCAAGGAGUUCUGUGAGAGUCGUUUUGGUUGGAACAGCAGGAAGACAGAAGAGACUCUAUAUCCUGUUAUCAAACAGCUCAACACACAACAGACCCAGCUGCGUAUUGACUCGUUCUUCCGUCUGGAGCAGCAGGAGAGACAGGCCAUCAAGAGCCAGCGCCUCCGCCGGGCUGUCACCUGUAUAAAGAGGAAAGAGAGGGAGGACGGAGGGAGGGAGGAGAGGGAGGAGAGGGAGGACGGAGGGAGGGAGGAGAGGGAGGACGGGGAGAGGGAGGACGGAGGGAGGGAAGAGGAAGAAGAGGGGAUUGGCUCUCCGUCCAAGGCUAAAAGAGGGAAGAGGUCAGAGCCAAAGCAGAGGAAGAGAGAGGUGGAGGAGGGGACAGGAGGAUUCCUGGGGGCAGAGGUCAGUAAGCCUGCUCAAGAGGAUGUGGGAAGAGCCAACCAUGAUGUGGGAGUGGCCAGCCAAGAAAGAGAGAAAGUUAGUCAGAAUAUGGGAGGGGCCAGCCUGGCUGUGGGAGGAGCCAGCCAGCAGAGGAAAGAAGUGCUUCCUCCUCCUAAUAACGGAGUACCUCAACCUAAACUCCCCAAUAGGACGGAGCAGAAUGACAGCAGCAGUUCCGGGGACGACAGCGACGGUGACAGCGGGGUCGCCAUGGUAACGGCCCAGUCAGUGUUUAGGGGCCAACCGAGAGAAGGGAGGGGUGGUAAGAGAGGUGGGAGGGGGGGAAAGAGAGGCAGAGGAAGGAAGACACUGUGAGAACUAUCAACUCUCGACCGUCUCUUGUUGAUGAUGUCAUCAGAGGGAUAUAUUUGACCAAUAAACAGGCGCUGAAACCACUGUGAUGCGUUUUCUGAAUGAUGUUUAGAAUGAUGAGGGAUGAUGUUUGAAACGGUGUGAAAGAUGGCGCUGUGUAAACCCAUGAAGUUAGAUGGCGCUGUGUAAACCCAUGAAGUUAGAUGGCGCUGUGUAAACCCAUGAAGUUAGAUGGCGCUGUGUAAACCCAUGAAGUUAGAUGGCGCUGUGUAAACCCAUGAAGUUAGAUGGCGCUGUGUAAACCCAUGAAGUUAGAUGGCGCUGUGUAUGAGGCGUCUCUGGCCGUUUGUUGGUGUAUUUUCUAUGUUUGUGAUGAAUAUUUGGAAUAAUUAAAAUGUUUUUGUAUUACAAA